Messenger RNA from Eucalyptus grandis, 2352 nucleotides. RefSeq names its product multicopper oxidase LPR1. The transcript has 4 exons. The record is from RefSeq and is a predicted model, not a curated record. Gene Ontology annotation, molecular function: oxidoreductase activity; copper ion binding. Lineage: Eukaryota; Viridiplantae; Streptophyta; Magnoliopsida; Myrtales; Myrtaceae. The coding region runs from base 257 to 1990 and encodes 577 amino acids.
GAGAAUCAGUGCACACGCUCGAGAGUUCUUGAGCAUGUCCUGAUAUCCUUUUACGGAGCCAAAAAGUCCACCAACGCCAAAAGGAAAGAGUGCCAAAGAUGAGAAGCACUCGUUCCAUUUUCCCCAUCAUAAGUAGCUGAUCCCAGCCCAAAAAAAAAAGCUAAAGACUACCAAUUUUUCUCACCACUUUUUCCUCCUCUCUCUCUCUCUCUCUCUCUCUCUCUCUCUGUGGAAGGGCUGAGUUGGGGGCAUAUGCAUGAUGCCCGGAGUGGUCGAUCCAGGGAAGAGGACAGUGCUUUUCGUGCUGCUCAUCAUGAUGAGCAGCAGUGUUCGGGCAGAGGACAGGCUCAUCAACACCUCGAAGCUGGAGAUGUUCGUGGACAAGCUCCCCGACAUGCCCAGGGUCCAAGGUUUCGACAUCGUGGACGGUGUUCCUAAGCCCAAAUCUCUGGAUAUCGGCAUGUACGAGACCCGCUGGAAAUUCCACCGGGACGUCCCUCCGACCCCGGUGUUCGCCUUCGGCACCUCCCGGGCCGCCGCCACGGUCCCGGGCCCCACCAUCGAGGCCCGCCACGGCGUCGGCACCUGCGUAACGUGGCAGAACUACCUCCCUUCGAAGCACAUCCUCCCGUGGGACCCGACCCUCCCGACCGCCGUACCGCGCACCCGGAUGGGCGUCCCCACCGUGGUUCACCUCCACGGCGGGAUCGACGAGCCGGAGAGCGACGGCCACUCGCACUCGUGGUUCACCGCCGGCUUCAGGGAGCGGGGGCCCAAGUGGACCAAGGCCAAGUACCACUACCACAACAGCCAGCACCCCGGGAACCUGUGGUACCACGACCACGCCAUGGGGUUGACCCGGGUCAACCUCCUGGCCGGCCUGAUCGGGGCCUACAUCAUCCGCCACCCCGGCGUGGAGUCGCCGCUCGGGCUCCCCGCCGGCGACGAGUUCGACCGCCCGCUGGUCGUGUUCGACCGGAGCUUCCGCGUGGACGGCUCCAUCUACAUGAACUCCACCGGGAACAACCCCUCCAUACACCCGCAGUGGCAGCCGGAGUACUUCGGCGACGCGAUCGUCGUGAACGGCAAGGCGUGGCCGUACAUGGUGGUGCGCCGCCGCAAGUACCGGUUCCGCAUCAUCAACGCCAGCAACGCCCGGUUCUUCAACUUCUUCUUCACCAACGGGCUGGAAUUCGUUGUCGUGGCGGCCGACUCGGCCUACCUCGCGGAGCCCGUCGCGGCCAACGCGACCCUCGUGGGGCCGUCCGAGAUCCUCGACGUGGUGGUCGACUUCGCCAAGUCGAAGUCCGACCACGCCGUCCUGGCCAACGACGCGGUGUACCCGUACCCGUCGGGCGACCCGGUCAACGAGGCCAACGGCAAGGUCAUGAAGUUCCUCAUCAAGAAGGACCCGGAGGCCGACCCGUCGAGGGUGCCGGAGCGGCUGGUCGAGUACCCGGCGGCGGACGCGUCGGAGGCGGCGAGGACGCGGUACAUCGCGAUGUACGAGUACACGACCGACGCAGACGAGCCGACGCACCUCUACCUGAACGCCAAGCCGUACGACGACCCGGCGACGGAGACGCCGCGGGAGGGGUCGACGGAGGUGUGGCGGGUGAUCAACCUGACGGACGACAACCACCCGCUGCACAUCCACCUGGGGCUGUUCCGGGUGGUGGAUCAGACGGAGCUGCUCGACCUGGAGAAGUUCAAGGACUGCAUGACGAAAUCGAACGACGCGGAGAGGUGCCAGGUGGCCGAGCACGCGCGCGGCCAGAAGCUGGCGGUGCCCCCCCACGAGAAGGGGUGGAAGAACGUGUACAAGAUGACUCCCGGAUACGUGACGACGAUCGUGGUUAGGUUCUCGUACAUCCACUCGAAUUCGUCGUACCCGUUCGACGCCACGGCGGAGCCCGGCUACGUCUACCAUUGCCACAUCUUGGAUCAUGAGGACAACGUAAUGAUGAGGCCUCUGAAAAUCAUCAAAUGAAGAGAAGGCCCACUACAUAUCGCUCCAAAGAGAGGCCCAAGACAAGGAUCAAUUUUGGCCGCAUGCAUCGAUGGAGGACAUGUGCAUGGAUCAUCUCCAAGUAAAUAGAAAAAGUAGCGAAAAAAAAAUGUCUAUUAAAGUAUCUCAAAUUACCUAUUUACAAGAUGCGUAUGAUGUCUAUAUACAUGUAGUCUUCCUCCACUAUUAGCUUAAGGCUUUGGGUUGAACACUGUAAUAUGGUGUUGGAGCUAGGUUUUGUCUUGAUUUAUUUGUUCGUGUGGUCUCAUGUUUGUCAAAUUCCACACUAUGUUAUGUUAUUUUGCACAUGAGAUGAGAUGUUAAAAGUAUACUACAUGGCCUGA